AUGAUGGACCCUUCGAGCAAAAGCUUAACUCAGUACAUACCCUCACCCAUGGGAUCUUUAUCAAGGUUAAAGAGGAAGGGUGUAGACAAUUUUCAGAAGGUGAAAAAAUCCAGUAAAUCCAUCUAUAAUUACAAUUACUCGAAAUUCGUUCCUCAUCCAUUUUCAGCUAUUGAUGAAAGUAUUAAACACUCUGAAAAUGGACUCUUUGACGAUUUGGAGAUAAUAGACUCUCCAAAAGAGAAGAAGGUAACAAGUUCUGUAUACAAAAGAAAUAGUGGCAAGUCUUUGAAUGCAGAGUCCCAGUUUUCACUGGGAGAUUCAGAUGCAGUCACUUUGGUGAAUUCAGUCUCUACUUUCAAGCUAAACAAUGCUUCUACGUCCACUUCAUUGGUGUCCUCAUCCUCAACAGUAUGUUCCCAAGUGAAGUCCUCCUCACGUUCCUCAACAAACCAUUCCAUCCAAACGAGAAUCAAAGAGGAAAACGAUUAUAUUUCUAGUGUGAAAGACUAUUGCGGUCCAGUGAAAAAAUCCAUGAUAAAAACGGAAAUUUUGAUUGAAGAACCUUUGAAUCCAACUACCGAUAUCAAGUCCUUCAUAAAUUCAUACAACCAUGGCAAAGCAUAUAAUCUGGGUGAAACUCAACACUUACAUUAUUACCAAUUACCAUUUCCAUGGAGAGAAAACAGAUACAUAAUCCAUGGCUAUAGGUUUUAUAAUACCCAUUCCAAGUCAUUGCUGUCCAUCUUCAACUGGUACGGCUGGCAUAAUGAAACUUCCAAUAUUUGGUCUCAUUUGUUGGGAGCCAUGUAUAUAAUUUACCUGGCAAUCUUUGAUUUUCCUCAAUCUGAAGUUUGGCAGAAUUCCCAGGUCCCAUCACAAGCUAGAUGGAUUGUAUUCAUGUUUUUGGCGGCUGCGUUGAAAUGUAUGCUGAGUUCUGUAUUUUGGCAUACGUUCAACGGUACGUCCUUCUUAAAUCUGCGUUCUAAAUUUGCCUGUGUUGAUUAUAGCGGUAUUACGAUCUUGAUAACAGCCUCAAUUUUAACAACUGAGUUUGUUACCAUGUAUUCAUGUUAUUGGGCGAUGUGCACUUACAUGAGUAUUUCUUUGGCACUAGGUGUAUUUGGUGUGUUUAUGAAUUGGUCCCCUCGCUUUGAUAGACCUGAGGCAAGGCCAUUAAGAAUUAGAUUCUUCAUUCUAUUAGCUACCAUGGGUGUAUUGUCAUUUUUACAUUUGAUAUUUUUGACUGAUCUUCGUUAUGCGGCAAGGCUAUUUAGUCCCGUCACGUACAAAUCCGUUGUUUGGUAUUUGGUUGGUGUGGUCUUCUACGGUUCGUUCAUUCCUGAACGAUUUAGGUCUGACGUUCAAGUUGAUAAAACUAUUCCAACAAACUACGAAUUAUCUACUGAUUUAGAAAUCAUCACAAAGCAAAGGGAAAUUCAUUUUAGGAAGGUGCCAACCGCCCAUUCCAAAUGCAAGUCCUGCCCCUCGCAUGCCAAAUCAUUUAAAUCCCUAUGGUGGGUUGAUUAUUUUGGUUGCUCGCACACUUUUUGGCAUUUCUUCGUAGUUUUGGGUGUUAUUGGCCAUUAUAGAGCUAUUUUAGAUAUGUUUGCCAAGAGAUGGGUUUUAUCAUGA
This is a messenger RNA of Saccharomyces paradoxus, 1632 nucleotides long. It is a transcript of the gene IZH3, whose product is annotated as Izh3p. The transcript has a single exon. Gene Ontology annotation, cellular component: membrane. The coding region runs from base 1 to 1632 and encodes 543 amino acids. The record is from RefSeq and is a predicted model, not a curated record. Gene Ontology annotation, molecular function: signaling receptor activity. Lineage: Eukaryota; Fungi; Ascomycota; Saccharomycetes; Saccharomycetales; Saccharomycetaceae.